This is a messenger RNA of Trichobilharzia regenti, 595 nucleotides long. Lineage: Eukaryota; Metazoa; Platyhelminthes; Trematoda; Strigeidida; Schistosomatidae. The record is from the annotation of a GenBank genome assembly.
UGAGCUGCAGUUGGCUAGAGAGAGAGAGAACAAUUAGAAAGCCUAGGAGCAUUGAACAGCUGUUUCUUCCUAUUUUGGGACACUUCAGCAGUACCAUCCACCGAAAGAGUUCAAACCCAGUAACUUCUGGUUACAAGAGCUCAAUAAAAAGGAUUAGAACAGAAUGAUUCGUUCAACAAUCAUCAUUUUAUUAAUAGCAAGUUUUACUUGUCUUAUGGCCAGGAAGUCUAAUAUUCCUAUAAAAUUUACUACUGCUGGUCAAAUGUAUAUUGAAUAUCAAAAAUUAGACUUCUUCUUGAAUCAAAAUUUAUCCUUAUUCAUUAAAGAUGAUAUUUGCGCAACAAUUAUUGAUUUUACACGACCUACACCAGAAGAAAUUAAAACAAAAACUGGUCAUCGUAAUGUAACUGACACAUGUGGAAUAUGGAUAAAGAAUCCGGUGAAAGGAUUCAGAUCUGGUAGACCAAUCUAAUCAGUAAUGAAUCGAUAAUCAGGACAACAGAAAUUGAUUAUUUCAACAUGAAUAGAUGUGUAAUGCUACAAGUUUUAAUCUCUAUUUCAAAAAACUAAGAGAUUUAUGGAGUAUAUAGAAGAC